Molecule: messenger RNA, 1115 nt
Organism: Spizellomyces punctatus DAOM BR117
Lineage: Eukaryota; Fungi; Chytridiomycota; Chytridiomycetes; Spizellomycetales; Spizellomycetaceae
Exons: 3
Coding region: 1-1086 (361 amino acids)
Source: RefSeq, a predicted model, not a curated record
AUGAAGACUCCACGUUCUGUCCUCCAUUUCAUCUCAGUUCUCAACUCUGUAUCAUUCUCUAUUAUCAAUCCUCUGUUGACCAUCGUUCAUAACAUUCUGUUUUGGUUCUUUCAUCUCUUACGCUGGGUACCCAGCUUUGAACCCAAAGUUCCCCGAGUUGAUGAACAACCAACCGUGUUGGUUACGGGUGCGAGCAAAGGGAUAGGAAGAUGUAUUGCCAUGCGGUUAGCAGAGAGAGGUUAUGAGGUAUUUGCUGGGAUUCGAAGCACAGAAGAUGGAGAGUCGCUAGUAGCAGAGUUUGAAGACAAGGUUAAAAUUGGGAAAGGGAAGGGGAGCAUCCACACAGUGAUACUGGAUGUCGCUAAAGAUGAAGACGUUGCCAGCGCUGUGCAAACAGUCAUCGGCCAUUGUGGCCCAAAAGGUCUUGCAGGACUCAUCAACAACGCCGGCGGAGCAAUCGUUGGCCCUCUCGAACUCUUUCGGGACGAAGAUUUUUACUAUUCACUCGACGUGAAUCUCUUUCAAGCCUAUAAAUUAACAAAGAAAUUCCUUCCGGCUUUGCGACUCGCAAAAGGAAGAGUGAUCAAUAUCAGUAGCAUGAUGGCUUGGACUUUUCAUUUGCCAGGUUUUGGAGCAUAUCAUGUCGGCAAGGCAGCCCUGUCAUCUUUGAGCACCGUGUGGAGGCGGGAACUCUUCAAGAGCGGUGUAGCCGUCAGUUUCGUCGAGCCAGGCUCGAUCCAAAGCGAGAUUUGGACCAAAGGAUUCGACUCCAUAGCCGCCCAUGAAAGCCAAAAAGAAAAAACUGCGGGAUUUCAGACAUUUUCGACCGACCCAAUUUACAGCGAUGCUCCUCCCGAACUCAAAAAGAUGUACCGACCGCUGUUCAAAAUGUGUGAAGAAAUGGCUUACCUAGCCAAAGAAGAGGCGAUUCCUCCUGAUCACGUUGCCGCAGCAGUAGUGCAUGCAAUGACAAGCCGAUGGCCCAAGGAGAGAUAUUUAGUGGGCAUGGAUGCACUUUGGUUCAACGUUAUGCAGACUUUUGUUCCCGAGUGGAUGUCUGAUGCAUUGGGCUUCCGAUCUUGGUAAAACCCGGCUAUAACCGGGUUGGGCAUGGU